This is a messenger RNA of Neoarius graeffei (lesser salmon catfish), 1914 nucleotides long. RefSeq names its product zinc finger BED domain-containing protein 5-like. The coding region runs from base 1 to 1914 and encodes 637 amino acids. Lineage: Eukaryota; Metazoa; Chordata; Actinopteri; Siluriformes; Ariidae. The record is from RefSeq and is a predicted model, not a curated record. The transcript has 4 exons.
AUGGACAAGUUUUUGAAAAGAAAAGGACCUGAUGUAAACUCCAACAAUCCACCAACAUCUGAUGCUGAACAAACAUGUAAGAACAACUGGCCAAAAAAGUCAAGGAAGUAUGAGAAUGAAUACAUAAACUAUGGAUUUACGGUUACAGCCAAAAAUGGGCAGGAGUUUCCGAAAUGUGUACUAUGCCUUGAAGUCCUUUCAAACGAGUGCUUAAAACUGUCUAAACUUAAACGCCAUUUACAUCAAAAACACCCAGCAGAGGCUGAAAAGUCCAUGGAGUAUUUUAAACGCAAGGAGGAACUAAUAACCAAGCAGUCGGCCACAUUCGUGCAGCAGGCUAAAGUCCCAGAGAGAGCACUGAGAGCAUCUUUUCUGGCAUCUUACCACAUUGCUGGGGCUAGGAAGUUGCAUACUAUUGGAGAGGAUUUGUUAUUGCCAGCAACCAAAGACAUUGUUAAAGAAAUGCUUGGUGAGGACGCUGCCAAGAAAAUUGACGCGGUGCCACUUUCCGACAAUACAGUGAGUAGACGUAUAAGUGACAUGGCUGAGGACGUUUCUACUCAACUUUUGGAGCAGGUACGAGCGAGCGACUAUUAUGCACUGCAGCUCGAUGAAAGCACUGACGUGGCUAAUGUUGCUAAGCUGCUUGUCUACAUCAGGUUCUUUCAAGGAGAAAAGUUCGCGGAGGAAAUACUGUUCUGCAAAGCGCUUGAACGUAGGGGCACAGGGAGGGAGAUAUUUGAAAUUUUGGACAACUACAUUAGGACAAACGGACUUGAUUGGUCCCGUUGUGUUGGAGUGUGUUCGGAUGGGGCUGCAGCAAUGACAAGGAGAAACAGUGGAGUGACUUCGCUAAUCAAACAGAAGGCUCCGCAUGCCGUGUUCACACACUGUAUGCUCCAUCGCGAAGCCCUUGUGGCUAAACGCAUCGAUGACAAGCUUAAUCUGGUACUGCAGGAGGCAGUACAGGUAGUGAACUUUAUUAAAACUCACCCCUUGAAGCACCGACUCUUUGCCAUUCUGUGUAACGAAAUGGGAGCUCGUUUUCAUGGAUUGCUGCUCCAUUCAAGUGUACGCUGGCCUUCACGAGGGGCAGUUUUGAACCGUGUAUAUGAGAUGCAGGCGGAGAUCGCAGAGUUCCUUUCGUCUGAAAAACAUCAGCUGGCAGACCGUUUCACAGAUGCAACAUGGCUUCUCAAACUUGCUUAUUUGGCAGACAUAUUUCACCAUCUCAACGUACUGAAUCAAAGCAUGCAAGGGCGUGAUACAUACAUACUGCAUAUGCAAGACAAAGUGCGUGCUUUUUCCAUGAAAAUCACGCUAUGGGCAAGUAAGCUGCAAGAGGGGAAUACAGAAAUGUUCCCACAACUACACCAAGAGCUGCUGUCAUCUGGUCAUGAGUUGGACACCAUUGCCCCUUUGAUACAGUCACACUUGGAACACCUCCAGGGAUAUUUCAGGGACUAUUUCCCUGACCUUGACAACACCCAGCUAAAUUGGGUUAGAACCCCGUUUGCUCCUGAUGUUGGCUCUUGUCUGGACUUAAAAUCACAAGAGGAACUGAUUGAGAUGGCUACCUCAUGGGACUUAAAAGUCAAAUUUGAAACCCUCUCCCUUCCUAACUACUGGCUGCUUGCCAAGAUGGCCGUAUGGAAAUGCUAUAAAUUGGAGCAAGAGGGUAAAGUGGUGGACCUCAUUGUGAUGGACCGGUUGACGGACAAGAUCAAACAGGAGUCUCUGUGGACUAUGAUGUUCACAGAUGACCUUGUAAUCUGUAGUGAGAGUAGGGAGCAGGUUGAGGAGAGGUGGAGUUAUGCACUGGAGAGACGAGGAAUGAAAGGGCUAAAUCGCUCCCUCCAUCUCCUCAGUGACAUAGACUCAGCUCUAGUGGAAGUCUCUGGCGAGGAGCACUGA